AUUUACUAUUACUUAUAGCAAAUCAAGUGUUGCAAAAAGGUAAUAGAAGAUACUCCAAUGAAAGAAGUAUUCAUCCAUAGCAUUGUUUUAUACUUGUAUUAAACAUGAUUACAUGAUCCAAAUCCAACCAAUAUUUUCCAUCACAAUAUGAACCAUGAUAUAUCAUUUCUAGAUAUAAGAAAACAAUGCAACCUACCAAAUGUCAAAACCUAAAUGGGUGACUAAGAUUCUAGUCACAAAAAAUCUUCCAACAUGGCACCUAAUGGGGCCCAUAUGAUCUAUUAGAACCAACAAAAACAAAGCAAUAGAUAUAAGGAUAUGGCAUUAGAUAAGAAUAGCAUAUAACGCUUCUCAUUGGCCAAUCUAUUACAUCAAAACACAAUCACAACCGUUGGAUUCAUAAAAAAAAUCCAACCCACCAAAAAUCACACUCAAAUAAACAAAAGCCACAAAUUGUGCAUUGAAAUAAAAACCAAAGUUCAUCCUUUUUUUAUUAACAUUCUUCCUUCUCUUAAGCUGUUUUUCUUUGAUUGAAUUUGUUGUUUGGAGAUAAUAUGGCAGCCGUGACUACACAAGCUUCGAUUGCCGGCUUUCGACCAUGCACGUCGAAAACGAGGUUCUUGAGUGGUGCUCCGGGAAAACUUCACAAGGAAUGUGGUGUUAAGUUGCCUUCAACUUCAUCAACUAGUUCUUUGAAAGUAGAGGCUAAGAAGGGAGAAUGGUUGCCUGGUUUAGCUUCUCCUACUUAUCUUAAUGGCAGCCUUCCAGGAGACAAUGGAUUUGAUCCCUUGGGAUUAGCCGAAGACCCAGAGAACUUGAGGUGGUUCGUUCAAGCCGAGCUGGUGAAUGGGCGGUGGGCGAUGUUGGGAGUAGCCGGAAUGCUGCUACCGGAGGUAUUCACAAAGAUCGGAAUCAUCAAUGUUCCACAAUGGUAUGAUGCAGGGAAAUCAGAGUACUUCGCCUCAUCAUCAACUUUGUUUGUGAUCGAAUUCAUCUUGUUCCAUUAUGUGGAGAUUAGAAGAUGGCAAGACAUUAAAAACCCUGGAUGUGUUAACCAAGACCCUAUUUUCAAACAAUACAGCUUGCCUCCUAAUGAAUGUGGUUACCCUGGUGGUAUCUUUAAUCCUCUCAACUUUGCACCAACUCUUGAAGCUAAGGAGAAGGAGCUUGCUAACGGGAGAUUGGCAAUGUUAGCAUUCUUAGGAUUCAUUGUGCAACACAAUGUGACUGGAUUGGGACCUUUUGACAACCUUCUGCAACACUUAUCAGACCCAUGGCACAACACCAUUAUUCAGACAUUCAGUGGAAACUAAGUACAACCAAAGUAGAAUGAAAUAUUGUGUAAUAGUCCUUUUGUAACAAUUACUCUUUUAAAUAUAUGUAAUAUUCAGCUUCUCAGGAAUUGCUCAAGGGUUUUCAAUGUACAGGGCAACUACAGAUGGUACUUGUAUUGUUCCAAUCUUUAGAUUUCUUAUAUGUUAUCAUCUAUUUUUCCUGCUCUUAGGAGCAGUACAUUA
Molecule: messenger RNA, 1517 nt
Organism: Amaranthus tricolor (Joseph's coat)
Lineage: Eukaryota; Viridiplantae; Streptophyta; Magnoliopsida; Caryophyllales; Amaranthaceae
Product: chlorophyll a-b binding protein 4, chloroplastic
Exons: 3
Coding region: 555-1313 (252 amino acids)
Biological process (GO): photosynthesis, light harvesting in photosystem I; response to light stimulus
Cellular component (GO): membrane
Source: RefSeq, a predicted model, not a curated record